Messenger RNA from Urocitellus parryii (Arctic ground squirrel), 4911 nucleotides. The record is from RefSeq and is a predicted model, not a curated record. NCBI's taxonomy places the organism in Eukaryota, Metazoa, Chordata, Mammalia, Rodentia, Sciuridae.
AUGAUUCUAUCUCUCAAACCUCCUCCUCCACCCUUUGUUCUCCCUGAGUCUCAAGAUUUGACUCUGCUGGACUCUCCUCCCUUUCCUUAUCCCCUGCCUCCAUUCCCCAACCCCCAACACCCUCUNCUCAAACCUCCUCCUCCACCCUUUGUUCUCCCUGAGUCUCAAGAUUUGACUCUGCUGGACUCUCCUCCCUUUCCUUAUCCCCUGCCUCCAUUCCCCAACCCCCAACACCCUCUAAGUGAUUCCCCUGCUGCUGACUCAGCUUCUCCACCAUUGAAGGAGGUUAAGCCAGCCCAGCACCCUUCAGAUGACUUCCCUGAGGCACACAUAGCCCCUCCUCCCCUGGAGGAAGCUAACCUGGCUAAAGGAACUCGCCGGCAGGGAAUGAUUAAAAACCCUGAAGCCCCUGUGAUACUUCCCCUCCAUCCUCAUGGGCCAAUGAUAGAGGAUAGCCAUGGUGGAGAAAUGCAAAUCUACCAGUAUUGGCCUUUCUCCUCUUCAGAUUUAUAUAACUGGAAAAAUAACAAUCCCCCUUUUUCCGAGGACCCCACCCGGCUUACAAGUCUGAUCAAGUCAUUGAUGUUUUCACACCAACCUACUUGGGAUGACUGCCAACAACUCUUAGGCACUCUCUUCACGACAGAGGAAUGAGAGAGAAUCCUCCUGGAAGCAAGAAAAAAUAUCCUCGGACCAGAUGGGCCACCAACACAACUUCCCAACAUAAUCGAAGCUGACUUCCCCUUGAACCGGCCUAACUGGUACCCCAACACCUUUGAAGGUAGGGAGCAUCUGUCCACUUACUGCCGGGCUCUAAUAGCGGGUCUCCGAGCAGCCGCUAGACGGCCAACUAAUUUGACCAAGGUAAGAGAGAUUAUUCAAGGGCCUAAUGAAUCACAUUCUAUGUUUCUGGAGAGAAUUAUGGAGGCAUAUAGGAGAUAUACUCCUUUUGAUCCUCAGGCAGAGAAUCAAAAGGCAUCUGUCAUGAUGGCCUUUAUUGGGCAAGCUGCCCUGGAUAUUAAAAGAAAGUUACAAAGCUUAGAUGGAUUACAAGAUAUGACUUUGAGAGAUUUAGUCAGGGAAGCCGAAAAAAUAUACUAUAAGAGAGAAACUGAGAAAGAGAAGGAACAAAGGAGGGAGAAAGAAAGGGAGCAAAGGGAGAAAGAAAGGGAGCAAAAGGAGGAUGAAAGAAGCAAAAGACAGACUGAGGCAUUGACUAAGGUCCUGGUCACAAUAAAUAGGCCAGAAUUUAGGAGACAGGGAGACAGAAAGGGAAACCUGGGCCCACGCCAAAAGCCACAUCUGGCCUCAGAUCAAUGUGCCUACUGUAGAGAAAAACACUGGGUCAAAGAGUGCCCUAGAAAGAAACAGCCAUGCCAACCAGCCAUUCUAACUUUGGAGGAUGACUAGGAAAGUUGGGGCUCGGAUCCCCUCCCCGAGCUCAGGGUAACUUUUGAGGUGGAGGGGACUCCAGUAAACUUUGAUAGAGGGGCAGUAUACUCAGCCCUUAAGGCCCCAUUGGGCCCUCUAUCAACUAAAAGGUCUCUAGUUAAAGGGGCUAAUGGCAGUAAAUAUCGGGCUUAAACAACUAAGAGGACCAUGGACCUGGGAAAAGGAAAAGUCCAUCACUCCUUCCUAGUGAUCCCAGAAUGCCCAGCCCCAUUGAUGGGCAAAAAUCUGCUCACCAAACUCUGGGCCAAAAUAACUUUUAACCCUGAAGGCCCCCAAAUGGAAUUUCUAAAUCCUUCAGUAAAAACUCCUAUAGCCAUGGCUUUAACUAUAUCAGUAGAAGAUAAACAUCAACUCUUCACACCCCCCAAGACUGAUCAAACAGGCAAGCUAUCCCAGAAAUGGAUAACACAUUACCCAGAUGCCUGGGCAGAAACUACUAAAUUAGGCCUAGCCGUAAAACAACCUCCAAUAAUGGUGGAAUUAAAAACCUCAGCCUCCCCAAUUAAUAUUAAACAAUAUCCUCUGAGCAAAGAAGCUAAAGAUGGGAUAAGGCCCCAUAUUAAGAAAUAUCUGGCCUUAGGGGUCCUAAGGCCCUAUCAAUCGGCCUGGAACACUCCCCUGCUACCAGUAAAAAAGCCAGGAACCAGGGACUAUUGCCCCAUUCAAGACCUAAGAGAGAUCAACAACAGAGUGCAGGACAUUCACCCCACAGUACCUAAUCUGUACAAUCUGCUUAGCACCCUUAACCCCGAGCGAAAAUGGUAUACUAUCCUGGACUUAAAAGAUGCUUUCUUUUGCUUGCCUCUGCAUAAAGAUAGUCAAUUGCUGUUUACUUUCGAAUGGGUAAACCCAGAAACUGGAACAUCUGGUCAACUAACUUGGACCAGACUUCCACAGGGAUUCAAGAACUCCCCCACUCUUUUUGAUGAAGCCCUCCACAGAGAUCUCAAUAACUUCAGAACCAUGCACCCUGAAGUCACCCUACUCCUAUAUAUGGAUGACCUGCUACUGGCAGCAGACACCAAGGAAAACUGUGAGUCUGGGACCCAAGCACUACUAUCUGAGCUUGCUCAACUCGGGUAUAGAGCUUCUGUCAAAAAGGCCCAAAUUUGCCAGCAAGAAAUAAUCUUCCUGGGCUAUUCCCUUAGGGACGGUAAACGAUGGCUCACUGAACCCAGGAAACAAACUGUUGUGCAGAUACCACCCCCAUCUAAUAAGAGACAACUCAGAGAGUUUCUUAGGACUGCUGGCUUUUGCAGGUUAUGGAUAUCUGGGUUUACAACCUUAGCAAGCUUAUACCUGUAGUUAAAGGGAAAUGCCCAAUUCCAAUGGAACCCUGAACACCAACAAGCUUUUGAUAACAUCAAAAGGGCGCUGCUAUCUGCUCCGGCCUUAGCACUCCCAAAUGUAGAAAAACCCUUUACUCUCUACAUUGAGGAAAAGAAAGGAAUAGCACAUUGAGUGCUUACUCAAACUUUAGGACCUUGGAAAAGGCCUAUAGCCUACUUAUAUAAAAAGCUGGACCCAGUGGCUAGUGGAUGGCCCCAUUGCCUAAAAGCUAUAGCAGCGGCGGCCCUACUAAUCAAAGAUGCUGAUAAGUUAAUGCUGGGGAAGAAGCUAACCGUUAUAGCCCCCCAUGCCCUAGAGAGCAUCAUCCGCCAGCCACCAGACAGAUGGCUAUCAAACUCUAGAAUAACACACUAUCAGAGCCUAUUGCUUGACAAGGACAGAAUAAUAUUGGGACCCCCUGCCCCACUUAACCCGGCUACACUACUACCUGAACAAUCAUCAGAACCCAUCACUCAUGUCUGUCAACAUAUACUGGCAGAAGAAACCAGUAUACGACUGGAUUUAAAGGAUCAGCCACUGCCCCACCCUAAGGUCAUAUGGUUCACUGAUGGCAGCAGCUUUCUCCAGGACCGUAAAUGGUGGGCUGGGGCAACAAUAGUUAGCAGAACUAAAGUCAUCUGGUCCUCUAGCCUCCCAGAGGGAACAUCAGCUCAAAAGGCAGAGCUGAUCGCCCUCACGAAGGCAUUAGAGCUAGCAGCAGGCAAAAAGGCCACCAUAUACACAGAUAGCCGCUAUGCCUUUGCUACCGCUCAUAUACAUGGGGCUAUCUACCAGCAAAGGGGACUAUUAACCUCUGCAGGAAAAGAAAUAAAGAACAAAGAUGAGAUCCUCCGCCUCCUCUCAGCAAUACAAAGCCCUAAAGAACUAGCUAUAGUGCACUGUCCAGGACACCAGAAAGGAAACGAUCCCAUAGCGGUCGGAAACAGGAGGGCAGAUAAAGAAGCUAAAUUGGCAGACACUGACACUGAACUCCUUGACAACACUGAACCCAACUUGCAAUUUCAGAAAGCCCUACACUACGUUAAGAAUGUACAUCAACUCACUCACCUUGGUUCAAAGAAACUGCAGGCAUUCCUAAAAAUCAAGAUCAAGAGUUUUCCACUAACCAACUCAUAGCGAAAAAAAAUAGCUGAACGAGUAACAAAAGCCUGUUAGGUCUGUCAAUUGGUUAAUGCUUACCCCUCCAAGCUUCCUAUAGGAAGGCGCCUUCGAGGAACCAGACCAGGACAAUUCUGGGAAAUAGACUUUACUGAAAUUAAGCCAGCAAAGUAUGUACUUAAAUAUCUCCUAAUCUUUAUAGAUACAUUUUCAGGAUAGAUUGAAGCCUUCCCCGCAAAAAAAGAAACGGCGCAAAUGGUAGUCAAGAAGAUCCUGGAAGAUAUUUUUCCAAGAUACGGCCUGCCUAAGGUAAUAGGGUCUGAUAAUGGACCAGUGUUCAUGGCUCAGGUAAGUCAGGGGUUAACCAGGACCCUGGAGAUUAAUUGGAAGUUACAUUGCACUUAUAGACCCCAGAGCUCAGGACAGGUAGAAAGAAUGAAUAGAACCAUUAAAGAGACCUUGACGAAAUUAAGCUUGGAGACCAGCAUAAAAGAUUGGACUAUGCUCCUGCCUUAUGCACUGUUUCAUGCAAGAAAUACUCCCUCUGUUUCUUUGUGUAAUCUUACCCCCUAUGAAAUUCUCUAUGGUGCCCCUCCUCCAGUAAGGGACCUGACCUCAACUCUAAGACCUAACGAUUCCUUUCACACCCCCUUGUUUGACAGACUAAAAGCUCUUGAAAGAACCCAGCGAUACCUGUGGAAACAGCUGGCCACUGCCUACGAACCUAGGGACGAAGGGACUCCACACCAAUAUCAAAUAAGAGACUUCAUCUACGUAAGACGACAUCAGGUGUCAUCCCUAGAACCCCGCUGGAAAGGACCAUACCAGGUGCUACUUAUAACACCUACAAUGGUAAAGGUAGACGGAAUCACUUCCUGGAUCCAUGCCUCUCAUCUCAAGCCUGCUCCCUGUCCAGACUCUAGCUGAAAAUUGGAAAAGACUGAUAACCCUCUCAAAUUGUGUAUUUGCCAUGUGGAUAGGGCUAUAAAUUCUCCCGUUGACCAUCAAUAG